AUGAAUCCUGCAUUCCUCUUGAUUGCCCUUUACUUGGGAACAGCUUCAGCUGCUCCGAAACUGGUUGGAAGUUUAGAGGCGCACUGGCACCGGUGGAAGGCAACGCACGGGAAACUCUAUGGCUCGAAUGAAGAAAGAUGGAGGAGAUCGGUGUGGGAGAAGAACAUGAGGAUGAUCGACCUGCACAACCAGGAAUACAACCUCGGGAGACAGACCUUCACCUUGGCAAUGAAUGCUUUUGGUGACAUGACCAAUGAAGAGUACACGCAGGUGAUGAAUGGCCAUUGGAACCAGAAGCACAAGAGGAGGAGACUGUUCCGGGAACCUGACGCUGCUGAGAUCCCCCCAGCCGUGGACUGGAGGGAAGAGGGCUAUGUGACCCCCGUGAAGAACCAGGGUCACUGUGGUUCUUGUUGGGCAUUUAGUGCAACUGGUGCCAUUGAAGGACAGAUGUUCCGGAAAACUGGCAAGCUUGUCUCAUUGAGUGAGCAGAACCUUGUGGACUGCUCUCAGGCUCAAGGCAAUGAGGGCUGCAAUGGUGGCCUAAUGGAUUAUGCCUUCCAGUAUGUGAAGUGCAACGGAGGCCUGGAUUCGGAGGAGUCCUAUCCGUAUCAAGCAAAGGAAGGACCCUGCAAAUACAGGCCCGAGGAUUCUGCAGCCAAUGUCACCGGCUUCGUGGACAUCCCUCCGCAGGAGAGCGCCCUCAUGAAGGCAGUGGCAACCGUGGGGCCCAUCUCUGUUGCCAUAGAUGCAAGCCAUCUUAGCUUCCAGUUCUAUCAAGAUGGCAUUUAUUUCGAGCGGCACUGCAGCAGCAUGAAUCUGGACCACGGCGUCCUGGUGGUCGGCUAUGGCUUCGAAGGAGAAGACUCAAGUGGCAAUAAAUAUUGGAUCGUCAAGAACAGCUGGGGCGAAGCUUGGGGCAAUAAGGGCUACAUCAAGAUGGCCAAAGACUGGAACAACCACUGCGGAAUCGCCACCGCGGCCAGUUACCCUACCGUGUGA
Pipistrellus nathusii (Nathusius's pipistrelle) is the source of this 1002-nucleotide messenger RNA. The record is from the annotation of a GenBank genome assembly. Lineage: Eukaryota; Metazoa; Chordata; Mammalia; Chiroptera; Vespertilionidae.